Cynara cardunculus var. scolymus (artichoke) is the source of this 2413-nucleotide messenger RNA. RefSeq names its product delphilin-like. Gene Ontology annotation, molecular function: metal ion binding. Bases 1394 to 2257 code for a protein of 287 amino acids. Lineage: Eukaryota; Viridiplantae; Streptophyta; Magnoliopsida; Asterales; Asteraceae. The record is from RefSeq and is a predicted model, not a curated record. The transcript is spliced from 2 exons.
AUAUCAUCCAUUCAUAUAUCUUUUUCAGUUCGGAACAAACUACCUGCUGGGCCCGAAUCCCACUCCACGCUGCUGUCAUCGAGUAUCGACAAUCCCCUCGUAAGUAAGCAUUUGUCUAUUCUUCUUCAGUUUUUCUUGCUGUUUUUAUGUUUGAUUGCAAUUCCAAGUUAUUUUGCCGAUAAAUCCUUCAAAUGAUGAAAAACUCCAUCUCCGUUGUUUUAUUUUUGAUUCGAAUCAUGGCUGUUUGUUUAUUCUGUUUCGAAUUACUCGCAUUUUAUUGAAGCAAACUUAUCGACAAUGUGAAUUUUGGUUUGAUCCGACCUUUUCUUGAACGAAGCAUUUUUCUUUUGGAACUAUGAGGGAUUUGUUUUUUAUGCACUGCUGGUGAUUUAUCAGGCAAGAGUUCUGAGAUCUAGGCGGUUUAAGUCUUAGUGAGUAAACUUUCGUGCUAUUCAUUCAAGAUCAUAAUUGCGUGAUAUUUGAUUUUCUAUGGAAAAUACUAAGGACAUUAUAUUCGAUUGGAGAAGUCAAAUCUUUUGAUUUUUGUUUAUCGAUGCACUAAUUAUUGCUUGAUGUUUGAUGCACUCAUCAUGUCUUAAAUGCUAUUUGUUCAAGAUCAUAGUUGAUGUUUGAGGUCCUGUUCACAAUAGUGAAGAAAUUCAGGUGCAGUAUGUUCAAGAUCUGAAUUCGUAAUGGUGUAGUAUGUUUAAGAUCUUUGAAAAUACAAAGGAAAACCAAAUUUGAUCAAUGACGAUUUGAGUUAUGAUGAGGAAAGCUUAAGUUUAGUUUGUUUACGAUCCGAAUUCUUGAUGAUGUUAGUUAUAGAGAGUAAACUUAUGGUGUUGUUUGUUUAAGAUCAGAUUACUUGUUCAUUGAAUAGGCUGGAAUGUGAUCCUACAUAUGACUCAAUCAGAUAUGGUUUUUUUGCCCCAAUUUUUUUUUACAGAAGAUCGCCUCAGAUUCUUGAAAAUGAUUUUCUUUGAUUUUGAGGAUUCUUUGACAUUUUUUCACCAUGAACACAUUGAUUUUUCAAUCAUGUAACUGCGUUCUACAUUCAAUAAUCUUAUUCCAGACAGACAGGUUUUAAUAGAAAAAAGAACUAACUCUCUCGAAUUUUGAUUCAUGUGUGCAGAAACUUCUUAUCUCCUUUCCUCACUGAUUAGGGUUUACCCGGUUUCCUGGUUUGAAUAUCUCUUCUUCUAAUUCCUUUUUUCGCUUUCUUUAUUUAAUUUGUUCAUAGACUUGUCUUUUUUUCUUCAAUUUCAUUAUUGUUUUACACAACGUCGAAUUAUUGUUCUACACCCACUCUGUGUUUGUUAUCUAGAGGUCUAAUUACUUAAAUGUUUUUAAGUCGAACUGAAGAUGAUUCUGCUGUUACCGGCAGACAUCAGAGAUGGCUACAACAACGGUUGAUCUUCAAAUCAUCCCAUUACAUAACUGCACCAAAUGUAUAAGAAAGGUCGAAAAGACACUUUGUCGGUUUGAUGGUGUCAAAUUGUUAGAUGUGGACUCUGAAAAUGGGAAAUUCACCAUCCAAACUACUAGACACCCUGAAGAAAUCAGGGAUGCUCUUCAACGCAAGUUUUCUGGGAAAUCCGUCAUUCUGUCCAAAAGAAUCGACCAUUUGGAUCCAUUAUCUACUUUGAUCAACCCCCGUAAUUCGUCCAUUGAAGGUCCCCUCAAUCUUCAUGAUUUAGCGGAGGCAUUGGUGACGGUAUGUCAUGCCAAUGGACUGCAGACUGUGGAGAUCACGCAAUCGAAUACCAUCAACUUCACCUUUGGCAACCAACUAACCACCUCUGCAUCAGCUACAAAUGUUCCGCCACCAGCACCACCACCACCACUGCCGCAAUACCAACCGACAACUUCUGGAUCAGCAAGGAGACCUGAAAAUAUUUGGGAUUCUGAAGAUGGUGGUCAUGGAUAUGUUAAUGUUCCUCCACCGCCACCGCCACCGCCACCGCCACCGCCACCGCCACCACCACAAUAUCAAGGGACUACCUCUGGAUCAGCAUGGGAAGAUGAGAAUGUCUGGAGUUAUGGUGGUGCUCGCAAUGAAGAUGUCUGGGGUUAUGGUGGUACUCGCAAUGAAGAUUUUGGUUAUGGAUAUGCUCCUCCACCGCCGCCACGAACCACCACCGAGCCAUCAGCAGCUCCACUGUUCCCCCGGGCUCAAGUUCAAGGCUAUGUUUAUGGGUAUCCUAUUGAGCUGUACAGGGACGAUGACUAUUCAUGUGGCUGUUGUACCAUCCUUUGAUAUCCAUGACUUUUCAUAUUGUUUCAUCUUAUACAGAGCUAGUGAAGUGAGUGAGAGUGCGAGCUAUUUAUUAUUUGAAAGUGAGGUUUGUUUAAAUUUGUUAACCCCCAAAUGAUCAAAAUCGAAAUUUACCUCUAAACACUUGUUUUCUUGAAA